Molecule: messenger RNA, 2221 nt
Organism: Helianthus annuus (common sunflower)
Lineage: Eukaryota; Viridiplantae; Streptophyta; Magnoliopsida; Asterales; Asteraceae
Product: dynamin-related protein 4C
Exons: 2
Coding region: 129-2129 (666 amino acids)
Cellular component (GO): cytoplasm; microtubule; membrane
Molecular function (GO): GTPase activity; GTP binding; microtubule binding
Source: RefSeq, a predicted model, not a curated record
UGAUAAUUCAUUCAAGUUUCAUAAAUGCAAAUACCAUGUCAUCCCUGCUUAUUUAAACAAUAUCGCUCAUAGUAACCACACUUAUAUUUUCCAUAACAUUAUCACCCUCCUCCUCACUUCCAGCAACAAUGACUAAAAAUGAGCACACAAAUACCUACAAUGGUGAAGAAAUCUAUCCUUCCAUAGACGAUGACAACCAAGAUUUUCCGCCUCUUGUUGUUUCUUACAACGACAAGAUACGUCCUAUUCUUGACGCCGUGGACAAGCUCCGUCGCCUCAACGUCACACAAGAAGGCAUUCCUCUCCCCACCAUCGUGGUUGUAGGAGAUCAGUCCUCCGGGAAGUCUAGUGUUUUAGAGUCACUUGCGGGUAUAAGUUUGCCACGUGGGCAAGAUAUAUGCACAAGGGUACCCCUUAUAAUGAGGCUCCAACACCAUACGGAUCCUGUGCCAGAGUUCCUUCUUGAGUAUCAGAAAAAAUCUAUUAAGAUCGAUGAAGAAAGCCAGAUAUCUGAUGCCAUUAAUAAGGCUACGGUGGAGAUCGCCGGAAACUCUAAAGGCAUAUCGAAUGUUCCAUUAACUUUGGUGGUUAAGAAGGAAGGUGUUCCAGAUCUUACGAUGAUUGAUUUGCCUGGAAUCACUCGGGUUCCCAUAGGUGAUCAACCGGAAAAUAUUUAUGAACAAAUUUCAGGUAUGAUAAUGGAGUACAUAAAGCCAGAAGAAAGCAUCAUUUUGAAUGUUCUUUCUGCUUCGGUUGAUUUCACCACAUGCGAAUCAAUAUGCAUGUCACGACGUGUGGAUAGCACCGGGCAGAGGACACUAGCUGUUGUUACCAAAUGUGACCGUUCCCCAGAUGGCCUACUUGAAAAAGUGACCACAAAUGAUGUCAACAUUGGCCUCGGCUACAUUUGUGUCCGAAACAGGAUCAACGAAGAAACCUAUGAAGAAGCUCGAAACCAAGAAGCCACGCUAUUUGAAACUCACCCGUUACUAUCCAAGAUUGACAAAUCCAUGGUGGGUAUUCCUGUUUUGGCACAUAGGCUUGUUCAGAUCCAAUCGGUAAUCAUAUCAAAAUGUUUGCCCGAAAUCAUCAAGAAUAUCAAUGACCGACUCAAUGCUUCGGUUUUGGACCUCAACAAAUUACCAAGAAAUCUUACAAGUGUUCCGGAUGCAAUGGUUACAUUUAUUCAAAUUGUUGGGUCCUUGAAAGAAACUCUUCAAAAGAUCUUAAUCCAAGGUGAAUUUGAUGAAUAUGAAAAUGAUAAUGAAAUGCAUUGUGAUGCUCGGUUGGCGGAGAUGGUAGACAAGUUAUCAAAAGAUCUCCAAUCAAGUGUCAACUUUUCUGAAAAUUUCUUGGUUGAGGAAAUGCAGGUUUUGGAGGAAGCUAAUGGAAUUCGAUUGCCUAAUUUUCUUCCCCGCUCGGUUUUUCUUUGCCUGCUUAAGAGAAAAGUGAACGCUAUCUCCGAUUUGCCUGUUGGCUUUGUAAACAAAGUGUGGGAUUAUCUUGAAAUCGUUUAUGCUAGAGUAUUGAUAGAUCGAUGUGGAAAUUACCCGCAGUUGCUUCCUUCCAUAAAGAAAGCAACUCAAUAUGCUAUGGCAAAAUUAAAGGCUAUGUUUGUGGAAAGGGUUGUUGAAAUGAUAGAGAUGGAGAAGAUGACAGAUUACACAUGUGACCCUGAUUUUAUUACUUCUUACAACAAGCUAAUGAGCUACCAUGCUCAGUUUUCGAUGAACUUAUCACAGUCAUACAUGACGAGUUAUUCGAUAAAUGUGGAAGGUUAUGGGAGUAUAGACAUUGGGCAUCUACGUGAAGUUCCGGAAAACACAAGGAAUCAAGCUUUUGAUCUCAAAAUGAGGAUGGCGGCGUAUUGGAAAAUUGUUUUGAAACGUAUGGUGGAUUGUUUAGCGCUCGAACUGCGGUAUUUUAUGCAAAAAAUGGUGGACAAGGAGAUGGAGAUGGAGAUAGUGAAUGAGGUAAUGGUACAUGGUGGUGGUAUAGAGAAGAUGUUGGAUGAACCACCCUAUAUUGCUAAAAAGAGGGAGCGGCUUCAAAGCAGCAUUAGCUUGCUUAAAGAAUCGAAAGAAAUAAUAGAACAAGUCAUGGAUGGUAUUGCGGUUACAUCUUAUUAACUUAUUUAGUAACCAAUGGUUGGAUGAGAGACAUUCUGCUAUGUGUUCUGGUUGAAUCAUAUUUACAUUUGUAUUAAAAUUUCAAUUAUGUA